UUGUGUAGUGUAUCCUAUAACAAUUUUUUUUUUUUUCAAUUAAACUAUAGCAACGUUUUCUCCGCAAAUGCGGAAAAGAAAAAUCCCGACGAAGAAACAUCCACAGGAAAGCAAUCCCCUGUAGCGAGGGACUGACAGAAGGAGACAUCGACGGCAUCAUUGGGCAGCCAAUCUACACCGAGCACACAGGGCGUGCGCACUGAACACUUAUUUCCAAGCAAUAUCAACUGUUGGUACCCUAUUCUUGCAUCCGGCCAGCCCCAAUGGCAUUUGCAACCGCAGCUGCGGCGGCUGCGUUAGCAAGGCCCUCCUCCGUAUUCCUGGUAAACAGACCAAGCGGUCGUUGGGUCUUCAAGCCCCUCGCUGUUUCUUCAUUCUCAUCUCCAUCUUCGCCUUCCGCACCUUCUCGAAGGCUCGUCCUUUACUCGAAGCCCGGUUGCUGCUUAUGCGAUGGUCUCAAAGGCAAACUUCAAGCUGUUUUCUUGCUCUCUGGUCCUGAUUCACUUCAUGAUGUAGAUUUGCAGAUAAGGGAUAUAACUAGCAAUCCGGAAUGGGAAAGAGCUUACCAAUAUGAGAUACCCGUGUUGACCAAAUUACACACCGAUGGCACAGAGGAAAUUCUACCGCGAUUGUCUCCUCGUCUCGGAGUGGAACUCCUCCAAAAGAAGAUAGCCGCCGCUUUCAGACAAUAGAAGAUGAGAAUAAAAGGGACCUUUUAUACAAGACUCGGGAAGCAGCUAGAGAUGAUUGUUUCAUAUCAUUUUAACUAUCUAGUCAAUGCCGCUUUUCCUGAAUCAUAUCUUUUAGACUUCUCGUGCUCAUGUUCCGUGUAAUAAACUCAUUCAAGUAUUUUCUAACUCCAUUAAUUGAAACACGACCUAUUUGGAUGUGAUUGAAUUGUUCUCA
Molecule: messenger RNA, 906 nt
Organism: Prosopis cineraria
Lineage: Eukaryota; Viridiplantae; Streptophyta; Magnoliopsida; Fabales; Fabaceae
Exons: 3
Coding region: 264-692 (142 amino acids)
Source: RefSeq, a predicted model, not a curated record